Molecule: messenger RNA, 2250 nt
Organism: Hippocampus comes (tiger tail seahorse)
Lineage: Eukaryota; Metazoa; Chordata; Actinopteri; Syngnathiformes; Syngnathidae
Gene: cacnb4a
Product: calcium channel, voltage-dependent, beta 4a subunit
Exons: 14
Coding region: 402-1910 (502 amino acids)
Biological process (GO): calcium ion transmembrane transport
Cellular component (GO): voltage-gated calcium channel complex
Molecular function (GO): voltage-gated calcium channel activity; protein binding
Source: RefSeq, a predicted model, not a curated record
UGAUAUUUCCUGUGGUCGGCGAACACGUGAGCGUGAAACUUGAGUAGCGUUCUUUUAUGUCUGGUGAAUUAGGGUGGAGAAAUGUGUCGUGACAUCUGUGCGGUUACUGAACGCAUCGGCGCAGGAUGAAAACUAAUCGUGAUGUUUGGUGCGGUCAUUGAACGCGUCACGAGCAAGGAGACUGGGCUUGCUGCCACUCCCCCCUCAGCCCCCCUCAGCAUCCUUUCCUGGAGCAGCAGCACACGACCGAACGCACGACAGGACCGAGAACCUCCCAACGUUGUCAGGACUGAACCAAGCUGGAGCCGGCGGUGGCGUCGGAUCCGCACGCCGGGCAGCAGCAGCCGGGGUGGAGCGGUGCCGAGCGGCAGCCUCCGCCCUGGACCGACGAACUGGCUGACAUGUCCCGGCACAUUUACGGCAGACACGGGCCGGCGGACGGAGCGCGCAAGGCAGCCUUCCAGGUAAACGGAAGUACAUACUCCAGGAGGAGUAGACUGAAGAGAUCGGACGGCAGCACCACAUCCACGAGCUUCAUCCUCAGACAGGGUUCUGCUGACUCGUACACCAGCCGACCAUCCGACUCGGACGUUUCCCUGGAGGAGGACAAGGAGGGUGGCAGGCAGGAGCGUGAGCAGCAGGCGCAGAUUCAGCUGGAGAGAGCCAAGACCAAAGCGGUGGCGUUCGCCGUGAGGACAAACGUCAGCUAUUGCGGAGCUGUGGACCAGGACGUCCCCGUGGGAGGCACCGCCGUCUCCUUCGAUACCAAGGACUUUCUCCACAUCAAAGAGAAGUACAACAACGAGUGGUGGAUCGGUCGCCUGGUGAAAGAAGGUUGUGACGUUGGCUUCAUUCCGAGUCCUCUCAAGCUGGAAAACAUUCGCCUGCAACAUGACAACAAGCGAGGACGCUUCCAAGGCAGUCACCACAAGUCCGGUGGGAACUUGUCGUCCAGUUUAGGAGACAUCGUGUCAGGAACCUUCAAGAGCACGCCAAACAGUGCAGGGAAGCAGAAACAAAAAGUGGCCGAGCAAGUGCCCCCGUAUGACGUAGUCCCUUCCAUGAGGCCGGUGGUCCUGGUGGGUCCGUCGCUUAAAGGCUACGAGGUGACCGACAUGAUGCAGAAGGCGCUGUUCGACUUCCUGAAGCACAGGUUUGACGGCAGGGUCUCCAUCACCCGGGUAAUGGCCGACAUAUCUUUGGCCAAGAGGUCAGUACUAAACAACCCCAGUAAGCGCGCCAUCAUUGAGAGGUCCAACACCCGUUCCAGCAUCGCUGAGGUGCAGAGCGAGAUCGAGCGCAUCUUCGAGCUGGCGCGCUCACUGCAGCUGGUGGUGCUGGACGCCGACACCGUCAACCACCCGGCGCAGCUCGUCAAGACCUCGUUGGCGCCCAUUCUAGUCCACGUCAAAGUGUCCUCGCCUAAGGUCCUCCAGCGUCUCAUCAAGUCUCGCGGCAAAUCUCAAAGCAAACACUUGAACGUGCAGCUGGUGGCAGCUGAAAAACUUUCCCAGUGUCCUUCUGAGAUGUUUGACAUCAUCCUCGACGAGAACCAGCUGGAGGACGCCUGCGAGCACCUGGCCGACUACCUGGAGGCGUACUGGCGAGCCACGCACGCCCCUUUGCUCAACACCACGCCAGGACGCAACUUGAGCUCCACAGCGCUCUCACCGUAUCCCGCCGUCAUCCAGGCCCAGCGUAAGCACAACAACAACCCAAACGCAUCACCCGUGGAGCGUCGCAGCCUGAUGCCGGCCGAGCAAAACCUGCAGAACGAGCGGGCCAGGACAGGUCGCCACCGGUUGUCGUCAGGGUCCCAGCACAGCUGCGACCAGUCGCAUCUGGUGGAGGAGGACCCCUACCUCCAUGAACCCUACCAGGACACUUAUCAGCCUCACCGCAGGCCCUGAAAACAUCUUCAGGAAACAAAUGGUAGACUGUGUCAUGAUCGUAAUGAUGAUAUGUUGUUCUAGAGAUACGAUUUUAUUUUGUUAGCAAUGAAACACAACAUGUGUUCUUUUUCUUUCUUUUUAAUCAAUAAGCACAUCAAGGUGAUAUCGUUGGAGUAUUUUUACAUGGAACUACACAUAUUAUACUCAGUUGGCCUCGUACUAAGUUGUAGACAUUUAAUAUUCAUGUACCUUGACUUAAAUCACUUGUAUGUCAAAUCAGCUUUCCCCAUUGAAAGAAAUGGAAAUGUUUAUAAUCUGUUCUAGCUCCCCAAAAAUAUAUCUAUAACAGUGUAUUUUA